Molecule: messenger RNA, 702 nt
Organism: Musca vetustissima
Lineage: Eukaryota; Metazoa; Arthropoda; Insecta; Diptera; Muscidae
Exons: 1
Coding region: 1-702 (233 amino acids)
Source: RefSeq, a predicted model, not a curated record
AUGAGUACAAAGACCUUGUGCACAUCGGAAGUUAGCGAAGAAGCCGCUGAAGAAAAGUCUUCCAACUCGAUGAUCAACGGACUGCUGGAUAAUUCAGGAGAAAUAAUAAAUACGUCGUAUCGCUUGCAGUCGUCAUACUGUUCCACUGUGUCCAAUGAUAGUGAAUUGUCGUCGUUGUCGCUGUGUUUGGAUAGAGAAAUGGAAAGCUAUGCAAAUCCCAUAGAUAUUGAUGAGUUGCCGGCAUUUGAAGUACGUUUGAUAUCGCCUCUUGGACGAACACCCUCGCCUAUUGACAGCGAGGACAUGGCGACGCCAACAAGACCUCCGCCAAAGGAAAGACUUACUGCCAGUCCCUGCCUUAACAAUCCUGACUAUGUGGCUCUACAGGACAUAAAUGCCCAAAUAAGCCCUCCUAGUGAUAACAGUGAACAUCCGCAGGACGAAACGUGCCUUAGUCGAACAAGUAGUUUAGAGACAAUAUAUGAAGGUGUAUUUCUAAAUACACCACCUCGUUCAAAUGGCAACAGCCACUAUCCACGCAAUGCUCGAUGCCGCACUAGUUUGCUGGAAAAGGUCGCCCUAAACCGUCUGCAAGCUGGAAAAGAAAAUAAAUCACCACUGUCAAAAUCAGAAUCGCCUUUGCGGUCUCGCAAUUCCUUAGAUUUUAGUCCCAACAGACAAGCCGAACAUGGAUUUUCCUAG